Molecule: messenger RNA, 2427 nt
Organism: Ochotona curzoniae (black-lipped pika)
Lineage: Eukaryota; Metazoa; Chordata; Mammalia; Lagomorpha; Ochotonidae
Gene: SLU7
Product: SLU7 homolog, splicing factor
Exons: 16
Coding region: 82-1842 (586 amino acids)
Biological process (GO): mRNA splicing, via spliceosome
Cellular component (GO): spliceosomal complex
Molecular function (GO): pre-mRNA 3'-splice site binding
Source: RefSeq, a predicted model, not a curated record
GUAAACAUUCCGCCAUUGGCUGCGUUGGUAUCGGACGGUGUCGGAGGGAGCUGCGGUCGCAGCGGAGGAGGCCACAGCACCAUGGCCGCCGUGGAUGCAGUCAACGCUGCGCCCCUGUCGGGGUCCAAAGAGAUGAGUUUGGAGGAGCCGAAGAAGAUGACCAGAGAGGACUGGAGAAAGAAGAAGGAGCUAGAAGAACAGCGGAAGCUUGGUAAUGCUCCUGCAGAAGUUGAUGAAGAAGGGAAAGACAUCAACCCUCACAUUCCCCAGUACAUCUCCUCGGUGCCGUGGUAUAUAGACCCGUCUAAAAGACCGACUUUAAAGCACCAGAGGCCGCAGCCGGAGAAGCAGAAGCAGUACAGCUCAUCCGGAGAGUGGUACAAGAGGGGCGUCAAGGAGAAUUCCAUCACUACCAAGUACCGCGAAGGGGCCUGUGAGAAUUGUGGGGCCAUGACGCACAAGAAGAAGGACUGCUUCGAGAGACCCAGGCGAGUGGGAGCCAAGUUCACAGGCACUAACAUAGCCCCGGAUGAACAUAUCCAGCCCCAGCUGAUGUUCGACUACGACGGCAAGCGGGACCGCUGGAACGGCUACAACCCGGAAGAGCACAUGAAGAUUGUGGAGGAGUACGCCAAAGUGGACCUGGCAAAACGAACAUUGAAAGCCCAAAAACUCCAAGAAGAGUUAGCUUCGGGGAAGUUAGUGGAGCAGGCUAAUUCUCCGAAACACCAGUGGGGAGAAGAGGAAGCGAAUUCUCAGACGGAAAAAGAUCAUAAUAGCGAAGAUGAAGAUGAAGAUAAAUACGCGGAUGAUAUUGACAUGCCUGGGCAGAAUUUCGACUCCAAAAGGCGCAUUACGGUUCGGAACCUGAGGAUUCGAGAAGAUAUAGCCAAAUAUUUGAGAAAUUUAGAUCCAAAUUCUGCCUACUAUGAUCCGAAAACCAGAGCGAUGAGAGAAAAUCCGUACGCCAAUGCAGGAAAGAAUCCGGAUGAAGUGAGUUACGCAGGAGAUAACUUCGUUCGAUACACGGGAGAUACCAUUUCCAUGGCCCAGACCCAGUUGUUUGCUUGGGAAGCCUAUGACAAAGGCUCGGAAGUGCAUCUGCAGGCGGAUCCAACAAAGCUGGAGCUGCUCUACAAGUCCUUCAAAGUCAAAAAGGAAGACUUCAAAGAGCAGCAGAAGGAAAGCAUCCUGGAAAAGUAUGGCGGUCAAGAACACUUGGAUGCUCCCCCAGCUGAACUGCUGUUGGCUCAGACUGAAGACUACGUGGAGUACUCGAGACACGGCACGGUCAUCAAAGGCCAGGAGCGGGCGGUGGCGUGCUCCAAGUACGAGGAGGAUGUGAAGAUCCAUAAUCACACACAUAUCUGGGGAUCUUACUGGAAGGAUGGCCGAUGGGGAUACAGAUGCUGUCACUCUUUCUUAAAGUAUUCCUAUUGCACUGGAGAAGCUGGGAAGGAGACUGUUAAUUCAGAGGAAAAUGUGAUAAAUGAUACAGUAGGAGAAGAGUCUGUGAAAAAACCUCAAACCCUCAUGGAGAUACAUCAGGAAAAAAUGAAAGAAGAGAAAAAGAAGAAAAAAAAGAAAAAGAAGAAGCAUCAUAAGAGCAGUUCUGAUAGUGAAGAUGAAGAAAAGAAACAGGAGAAACUGAAAAAGGCACUCAACGCAGAGGAGGCCCGCCUUCUGCAGGUCAAGGAGAUCCUGCAGAUGGAUGAGAGGAAGCGGCCGUACAACAGUGUGUACGAGAGCCGAGAGCCCACGGAAGAGGAGAUGGAGGCCUACCGGAUGAAGCGGCAGAGGCCCGACGACCCCAUGGCCUCUUUCCUGGGGCAGCAGUGCUAGGCACGGAAGGUCGGCACCUGGAAGACGCAAACAGGUUCUUGUCCACUCUUGCUUGGUGACUGCAUAGGAGACCCUCAUCUACACCUCCUGCUGCCUGGCUUUAAUAAAGCUUUGAGAAAUCUCACAUUCCUUCCUUUCCACAGUGAAGAAGAUAAAGAAGAAAGGAAAGAAAAGGGAUACACUAAAUAUGGUUUAAAUUUUAUUUCUCUAAUUUUAUACCAGUGAUACGAAGAGACCUUGAUUCAUUACCUAUCAAGAGUGUCUUCUAGAGGACAGUCCAAAAUGUUAUUUCCUCAAUUUCUGUCAUCUUUUUAUCAGAUGCAGUGGUACACAUUUUGAAAGCAGUUUGGUUUCUCUAAACCAGAGCUGUAUUUUGUUUUUUUAUAACUGUUAGUACCUGUAAUUGUAGUAAUUAUGUAGUCAUUUGUUCAUGCCUUCUGAGGUUUUCCUCAUCUGAAACUAAAAAUGUUAUUCAAUUUUAGUGGUCUUUCACUGCUGAAAGAAAAUCUGUAGAAAAUGUAAAAAACCCUUAUCUCCCAAGUCAGCCCGUGAAGUCAUAAAUUAUUUUUUGGUUUAGUUAUUUCA